Messenger RNA from Penicillium arizonense, 1497 nucleotides. Its product is annotated as H(+)-transporting V1 sector ATPase subunit B. Gene Ontology annotation, cellular component: proton-transporting V-type ATPase, V1 domain. Gene Ontology annotation, biological process: ATP metabolic process; proton transmembrane transport. Bases 1 to 1497 code for a protein of 498 amino acids. NCBI's taxonomy places the organism in Eukaryota, Fungi, Ascomycota, Eurotiomycetes, Eurotiales, Aspergillaceae. The transcript has 6 exons. The record is from RefSeq and is a predicted model, not a curated record. Gene Ontology annotation, molecular function: ATP binding; proton-transporting ATPase activity, rotational mechanism.
AUGGCCGAUAUGGAUGACCCCCGGAUGAGCUCCAUCAAGCCCCGGAUCCGCUACAACACCAUCGGGGGAAUCAAUGGGCCUCUGGUCGUGUUGGACAAUGUCAAGUUCCCCCGGUACAACGAGAUCGUCAGCUUGAGAUUAGCUGACGGCACUGAAAGAUCGGGUCAGGUGCUGGAAGCCAGAGGAAACCGAGCAGUCGUUCAGGUGUUCGAAGGCACUUCCGGUAUCGAUGUGAAGAAGACCAAAGUCGAAUUUAGCGGCCACAGCUUGAAGCUUGGUGUGUCCGAGGACAUGCUGGGUCGAGUCUUCGACGGUUCGGGACGUGCCAUCGAUAAGGGACCCAAGGUUAUGGCAGAGGACUACCUGGAUAUCAACGGCCAACCUAUCAACCCCUACUCGCGAGUGUACCCCGAGGAAAUCAUUUCCACCGGUAUCUCCGCUAUCGACACUAUGAACUCUAUUGCCCGUGGACAGAAGAUUCCUAUCUUCUCUGCUGCCGGUCUACCCCAUUCGGAGAUUGCUGCCCAGAUCGCUCGACAGGCCAGUCUAGCGAAGCCUAGUAAGGGCAUCCACGACGAUCACGAGGACAACUUCUCUAUCGUCUUCGCCGCCAUGGGUGUUAACAUGGAAACUGCUCGUUUCUUCACUCGUGACUUCGAGGAGAACGGUAGUAUGGAGCGUGUCACCUUGUUCCUUAACUUGGCAAACGACCCAACUAUUGAGCGUAUUAUUACUCCUCGUCUCGCCCUGACCACCGCCGAAUACUACGCCUACCAACUUGAGAAGCACUGUCUGGUCAUUAUGACCGAUAUGUCUGCCUACUGUGAUGCCCUUCGUGAGGUUUCCGCUGCCAGAGAAGAAGUCCCCGGUCGUCGUGGUUACCCCGGUUACAUGUACACGGAUUUGGCCACUCUCUAUGAGCGUGCUGGACGAGUCGAGGGCCGUAACGGUUCCAUCACACAGAUUCCCAUUCUGACCAUGCCUAACGAUGAUAUCACCCACCCCAUCCCCGAUUUGACUGGUUACAUUACCGAGGGCCAGAUCUUCAUUGACCGUCAGCUCGACAACCGCGGUAUCUACCCGCCAAUCAACGUCCUGCCGUCACUGUCACGUCUAAUGAAGUCCGCCAUUGGCGAGGGCCGCACCCGCAAGGACCACGGCGAUGUCUCCAACCAGCUGUACGCCAAGUACGCCAUCGGUCGUGAUGCCGCCGCCAUGAAAGCCGUCGUCGGAGAGGAAGCUCUGUCCUCGGAGGAUAAGCUCUCCCUCGAAUUCCUCGAGAAAUUCGAACGCACCUUCAUCAGCCAGUCUGCCUACGAGUCUCGCACAAUUCAGGAAUCUCUCGACAUCGCCUGGAACCUCCUUCGCAUUUACCCCAAGGAGCUCCUUAACCGUGUGCCCAAGCGUAUCCUGGACGAAUUCUAUGCCCGCCAGGGCCGCAAGGUCCCUAACAAGGAUGCGCGCGAUAACUCAGACGAGAACCUUAUCGACGCAUGA